This is a messenger RNA of Megalobrama amblycephala (Wuchang bream), 1532 nucleotides long. RefSeq names its product biogenesis of lysosomal organelles complex-1, subunit 4, cappuccino (gene bloc1s4). Gene Ontology annotation, cellular component: BLOC-1 complex. Bases 64 to 774 code for a protein of 236 amino acids. The transcript has 5 exons. The record is from RefSeq and is a predicted model, not a curated record. NCBI's taxonomy places the organism in Eukaryota, Metazoa, Chordata, Actinopteri, Cypriniformes, Xenocyprididae.
UGCGCACAUGCUGCUCUGCGUUCACUUUCACAUAAACAAGAGUAGUGUAGUGGAUAGCAAAACAUGGAGCAUCGAUUUGACAGGGCAGCAGCGGUGCUGUCACCGCUGGAGGAGUCCAGCGCAGAGGUGAGCAGAGACAGCGGCAUCGUGUCCCAAAGCGCCAGCAGCUUGUCUAUGGUGAGUGAGGCCCUGAGCAGCGGUACCGUGUCUCAGAGCCCGAGCUUUGGCGCUGCAGUGGCCCAGAGCCCGAUCUCAGCAGCCGGAGAAACCCAGGACCAGAGCGAGCCGGAGCAGACUCAAGACGACGAGCUGCUGAGACACACGGCCAUCACAUACUCCUCUUAUAUCAGAGCCAACGCCGAAGAAGAGGUCUUGUGCUUGGAGAAAAGCCUGGAAGAAAUGCUUACAAGAGUUGAUGAGUUUGUUGGUAUGCUUGAUAUGAUUCGAAAUGACACCUCACAGGUGGUCAAUGAGAACCUACCACAGAUACAAAGAAAAUCGGAAGAGAUGAGAGAGAUUUACCAAAAAAUUGACAAAUUGGAGGGCUUUGUCAAAAUGGUUGGAGCCAAUGUCAAUGCAUUGGAAGAACAAGUAACUCAAGUUGAAGGUGAAGUUGGAACCCUACCAGGCGCCUUCAAAAAGAUCUUCCGCACAAUGGCCGUGCCAGGUUUUUUAAAUAAACCUGCUAGCCCAAGAAGGCAAUCACAAAGACAUCAAGAGCUUCCCAGUGUCUUUAGAACAGAUGAUUACUUUAAACCUCAGUCUGAGCAGUAACGGAGAGAUUAUCGUAUUGACUUUAUGAAGUACUGACCAAGACCAGGGUUCUCCAACAUCAGCAGCGCUGCCUGCUUUCAGGUGCAAACACCUGCUGGGAUUGCUAACACAAACAUUUCACAGUCACUUUAUCUGCAAAUUAUUCAAACGAAUCCUGAUCAAAGCCGAGUGUUAUUUUAGUAGGCAGUCUAAUGGCAGCUAGUUUUAUAACCUAAAGAAGCUUUGGUUUUAAAUAUCUUAUUUUUCCUGAAGUGCCUCUCCAGGAAGUCUGACACUGUUUCUUAUAAUUGGGAAAGCAUGCUCGAAAAAUGUCAGAACAUUAGUUCAAACGUUUAUAUGAUUUUUAUUCAAACUUGUACAUAGUUUUACAGCUUUAUAAUUUUUUUGCCCUUGGUCUUUUCUUCCAGUGCUUGAGGAGAUCUUUUUGCACUAUUUUCACUGUUGCUAUUUAUCACUGAUAUAUCUUAUUAAGGUCUACAGUUUGAUGUCUGGCACAUGUUGACAAUUAAUAUUUAAUUAAUUCAUGUAACCAGUGUAAUUGACUCUGGGUAAUUAUGUAGCAUUCAGUGCCGCACUUAUCAGCCAAACAAUCGCCACAACAAACAUUGUUUAUCAUGGGCCAUUUACUUUUAUACUUGUAUGUACAUGGACAUUAGUCUUAUGCUAAUUGUUACAUGAUGAUAAUUGUGACUAAUGAUUGUCUGUUUGUAAUAAAUUUCCAAAUGUAGCCUAUAGCAUAAAGUGACUACAUUUCAUUA